This is a messenger RNA of Salvia splendens (bonfire salvia), 1573 nucleotides long. Its product is annotated as transcription factor bHLH91. Bases 112 to 1440 code for a protein of 442 amino acids. The record is from RefSeq and is a predicted model, not a curated record. Gene Ontology annotation, molecular function: protein dimerization activity. The transcript has 4 exons. Gene Ontology annotation, biological process: anther wall tapetum development; regulation of DNA-templated transcription. NCBI's taxonomy places the organism in Eukaryota, Viridiplantae, Streptophyta, Magnoliopsida, Lamiales, Lamiaceae.
CCUCCUAACCCACACCAUACUCAACCAAACCCACAAAAAUUUCACCUCCCUUUUCACUCAGACCUCUGAUUUUCGCUUUUUUGUUUCCUUUUCACAGAAAUCAACAGAAAGAUGUAUCAUCAGGAAAAUGGCGAUUUCGAUCAAAGCAGCAUUUCACACGGAAGUGGAAUGACUCAAGCUGAGAACGCUUUCUCCCAAAACCAUUUCUCAAUGGAGGAGCAAUCCUACCCCCAAAACGACGUCGCUGCCGCCGUCGCAGCGGCGUCGGCUCUGGAGAUGGAGCUUCAGCAGCAGCUCGAGAUCGAGCAGUGCUACACCAACAAAACCGGCGCCGAGAUCCCCCACGAUUCCUCAAACUGGCCAGAGAUGGCCGGAUUCAACGCCGAGAACGGCCACUACCACCACCAAUCGCAGAAUCCGGCAGCCGAUUUCAACCAAAUGUACGCCGCCGCAUCUUCCAUGGUUGCCGACGCCCCCGAUUUGCUCAACAUAUUCCCCCUCCCGCGCCCGUCUCUCAUCCCCAAUUUCUCGCAGAAAUCCCCGGCUUUCCUCGCCUCGCUGGGGCUGCUCGGAGACGUCAACGUCAGCCCCUCUGCCGACGGCUCCUCCGCCUCCAGCGGCGUCCUCUACGAUCCUCUCCUCCCGCUGAAUCUCCCCCCUCAGCCGCCUCUCCUCAGAGAGCUCUUCCACUCUCUCCCCCACGGCGGUGGGGUUUACUCGCUCGGCGGAGGUCUCUUCACUAACGGCGUUGAUGAGAGAGAGCCAAACGUCGGUCUGUACCAAAACGGCGUUGAUCGUGUCUACGAAUUCAACGCGACCGAGAUCGGCGGUAAAAAUCGAGACGGAAUCAAAGACGCGAAGCAUUUCGCGACGGAGAAGCAUAGGAGAGUGCUGUUGAAUGAUAAGUAUCAAGCUCUCAGAUCCUUGGUUCCUACUCCAACUAAGAAUGACAGAGCGUCGAUCGUUGGCGACGCGAUCCGGUACAUCGACGAGCUGAAGAUGACGGUGGCGGAGCUGAAAGGUUUGGUGGAGAAGAAGAGAUGCGCAAGGGAGAGGCUGAAGCGGCCGAAGAUGGAGGAGCAUGAAGGUGAAUCGAAGUGCGUGGGAGACAUGAACGGAUCCUCGCUAAGGAGCUCGUGGCUGCACAGGAAGUCGAAGAACACGGAGGUAGAUGUGCGGAUCAUCGACGACGAGAUCACCGUGAAGCUGGUGCAGCAGAAGAGGAUCAACUGCCUGCUCUUCGUCUCGAAGGUGCUUGACGAAUUGCAGCUCGAUCUCCACCAUGUUGGUGGUGGACUAAUUGGGGAUUACUACAGUUACCUUUUCAAUUCCAAGAUUUGCGAGGGUUCGAUCGUGUACGCGAGCGCAGUGGCGAACAAGCUUAUCGAGGUUGUGGACAAGCAGUAUGCGGCGGUUCCACCGCCGGCAGGUAGCUAUUGAGCUGACGUUGGAAAUUAGUUUUAACUAUUAAUUACAGUUGAUCUGUAGCUAGAAAAUCUUACUUCAACAUUAUAACAUUAAUUCAUGCUUGUAAUAGUUUAAUGCACAAAUGGCUAAACAUCUUUACUUUGAU